AUCCAUACUUUGAUCUUUACACUAUUUUCCUAUAAUUAGCCCUCUACAAAUAUCGUGAUGUAGAAUUCGGAAACACAAUUUAAUACUCCCUGCUCUCUUAAAAUUCCGGCUCAUGAAAGAAACUAUUGAGCUACCAUCAGCAGCAACCGCGGUCAUUGUCUACAUGGAAUAUACUCAAUUUAGGCUCGUUUGUCUAACGCUGCUUAAAUAUUUCAUAAUCUUAUGUAUGUUUGUUGAAUGGGUAGUAUCGUUACAUGAUUUAUAUUCUCUGUGGGCACGACCCAUAUGGCGGUUUAUUUUCACUACUCAAACCGCCACAUGUGCACAUACACCAACUGUUGUCGUAACAAAACCCCACGACGCCAAGAAGGUUUCGCAGGGUGAAAAAGGUUGCAAAAAGUUAUUAGGAAUCGAUCUAAAGAUAAUUAUGGGAAAAUUAGGAAUGCUUUGGGAUAAUUGUCAUGACAAAAGACAUAUUAUAGGAUCAGAGGAGAUUUUGGGUUUGUUUAAUGACGACGAACCAAGCUUGGAUGAAGUUAAACAAGCGUUUAAUGUGUUUGAUAGAAACAAAGAUGGGUACAUAGAUGCAAACGAGUUGCGAUACACGUUUCGUAAUAUGGGGUAUAUACAUAUAUCUGAAACCGAUUGUAGACGAAUGAUUGGAAGAUAUGAUGUUGAUAAAGAUGCGAAGAUUAGUUUCGCUGAGUUUUUGAAUGUCAUAGAAGAUGGUUUUCUAUGAUUUUCCAUUAUUGUGUUUCUUGUUUCAUCGUGUGUGCCUUGUAUAUAACAUAUGAAACGUUUAAGCAUGUAGGCACUUAUGCACAAAGAAAAGAAAGAAAUUCUAUAGGAUCGCAAAAUUCUAUAGAGCUAGACAAAAUUCUAUAGAGCUUUUGGAAUAGGAUCGCAAGAUCUUUAGUUUUUGUUUGGCGAGUAUUACAAGCAUGUUAUCAUUUGUCAGCAAGUCAUAUUUGAAUCACGUUGUAUGGAACAACAAAAGCACAAACUCAAAGACCACCAUUAUGUAGCUGAUACAAAGUGCCUAUUUAGAUCGACAAAGAAGUUGGAUCAUUGGCUAUUGAGUAUUUUUGUCCAGUUACGAAGCCUAUGUAUACCAUAAAAAAUGUACUGUACAUUAAUUUGAAUUAUAAUCAAUUUAAUCACUUGAUAACCA
Messenger RNA from Erigeron canadensis, 1171 nucleotides. RefSeq names its product calmodulin-like protein 6. Gene Ontology annotation, molecular function: calcium ion binding. Lineage: Eukaryota; Viridiplantae; Streptophyta; Magnoliopsida; Asterales; Asteraceae. The coding region runs from base 113 to 739 and encodes 208 amino acids. The transcript has a single exon. The record is from RefSeq and is a predicted model, not a curated record.